Messenger RNA from Cyphellophora europaea CBS 101466, 666 nucleotides. RefSeq lists its product as uncharacterized. The coding region runs from base 1 to 666 and encodes 221 amino acids. Gene Ontology annotation, molecular function: oxygen binding; heme binding. The record is from RefSeq and is a predicted model, not a curated record. NCBI's taxonomy places the organism in Eukaryota, Fungi, Ascomycota, Eurotiomycetes, Chaetothyriales, Cyphellophoraceae. The transcript has a single exon.
AUGCAGCACAUCAAUGCCACGGAGAUCACAACCUCACUUCCUGCAAGACUAGCAUACCUACAGUCUUUCCUGCAGUUCGACCCGGAGGUCGACGGAGGACUGGUCCACGCCUGUAAACCAGUCCUUGGACCUCUUGUGAACGGCAUUGUGGAUGCUGUGUACGACCAUCUCCUCAAGUACGAUAUCACCGCCACGGUUUUCACAAAGCCUCAAGCACAUGGUCAGGCUCCCACCUCCCUCGACGAGCUUGGCGAAAGCGAGAAUCUCAAAGUUCGGAAAGAUUUCCUCAAAGGCUACCUCAUUCGCCUAGCCUCGAACACAGACUGGACCCCGUCGAGCAACUUCUGGACAUACCUCGAUGGCGUCGGCAAGGCUCAUACCGGUGGAGUUGGUGACCAGAGUGGCCUCAAGCACAGGAAGAACAAGCCACCGCUAUGGGUCGACUACCGAGACAUCAAUCUGCUGCUCGGCUGGGUAGAAAACGCAGUCACAGAUGUUGUUAUGGGAGUAGAAAGCCUCGACCUUGAGACGAGAGUGAAGAUCCUCAAAGCACUCAACAAAUUCUGGUGGAUUCAGAAUGACCUGUUUGCUCGACACUAUAUUGACGAAGGUGGACCAACUGCGAAUGGUGAAGGUGACAACACCGAAAAUAUGAGUAGGUCCUGA